AAAAUCAGCUGUUGCCGCUAUUUUGAGUAAACGUGACCACGAGUCGACGUUGUUUUUACUAACAGGCAUUUAUUAUUAUGGCGAGAAAACGGAAAAUACCAGUGCGCAAGCAUCAUGGCAUACGCGAUCCACUCAAACAAAUCGAGCAGAAGGAGAAGAAGCUGGCCAAUGUGAUAAAUAAUCCACCGACGCAAAACGAGGAACAGCGCGCCUCGCACAAUUUUAAACAGUUUAAGAGAAUCGCCGAUGCCGCCAAAGCGGGCAAAAAGAUUAAAAUUGGUAGCAUAGGUAUAGAAGACAAGCCCAAAGUGCCAAAAACAAAAAAGACACAAACAGCUGCUGCGAGUGGACAAAAAUCUACCAAGAUUAAACAGUUUGAUAACGAGACAGAUGAUGAGUACCUGCGGCGAGUAAAUCGUAUAACUAGCGCUUCCGUCAGGGAGGCGCAAUAUGAGGCCAAAUAUGGGGUCAAUGUCAUACGCAAUCCGACAACGGGCGAAAUAACUGUGCAGAAGCGCCCCAAAAACGAGAUCGAUGAGCUGUUGAAGCAGAAGCAAAAAGAGCGCCAUAAUCUCAAAAAUGGACGUAGAAAACCCAAUCAAGUAGUAAAGCCCGGCAUGGAUGCCAAGACGCGCAAAGAGCUUAUAAAACGCGCCUUCAAGGAAGCCGAAGAAGAGAAAGAGCAAGAGGAUACCCCACUUCCAGAGUAUAAACGUGAUGUAUUUAAAUUUGGCGAAAUUGUGCAUGCCCCGCCAUCGCUGAAGACGCUGCCGCGUAAAGCAAGCAAGACUGAAACUGUGCCCCGACCUGGCCGCAAGUCGAAUCUGUUGCUUAAGAGUCUGCUUGAUAAAGAGGCGCCGCUUGCGAGUCCUCAAAAUCCGGCAACCGGCAAGAAGAAAGCCGCAAGUACGCCAACAAAACUUCAACUCAAGGGCAAGCGCAAAGAUUUGCCCGCAGCUACGCGCAACAUGCUCGAGGGCGAGCGCAGCAAAAUGGUCGAUUUGUACCGUCAGCUGAAAAAGGAACAAAACGAGGCGAGACAACAACAACCGUAGUAGUUAGUUAACAUUGUUGUAAUGUUCAUUUAAUUUGUAGCAAACAUUCAACUAUUGAAGAUGAGAAAACAAAACAACAACAAUAUAGUACAAUGUAUAUGUA
Molecule: messenger RNA, 1158 nt
Organism: Drosophila montana
Lineage: Eukaryota; Metazoa; Arthropoda; Insecta; Diptera; Drosophilidae
Exons: 3
Coding region: 78-1055 (325 amino acids)
Cellular component (GO): nucleus
Source: RefSeq, a predicted model, not a curated record